AUCACGUGAAAUGGGUAAAACUAAACAAUACUGUUUUUUAUAGAAAUACUUUUCAAUCACCUCGGCAAGUUAUCUAUUUAUUUAGAUACGUUUUAGAAUUUUAUUUGAAUAUAAGUUUUGAAAAUUUUAAAUUUUGUGUUAAACUUCAUUGUCGUUCACCGAACCGACAGGUGUUCAACUGUGAAACAUACGUUAUCCUCCAGAAUUUUGUCGUUCCCGAGUUUUCGGUACGAGUGUAUCGUUACCAUCCAGGCGGUCUAAUCUGCCAUCAGUUGUUUCGCGCCCAUUUGCCUUGUUCCCGUUGGCCGUUCCUGAACACGACCGUUGAUAAUAACAAACAUUUAAAACGACACGGCUUUGUAGUUCAUAUUUCACAAUAAGUACAUAAAUUACAUAAAAAUAUAAAAUAUAACUGUUCUCUCCGUCUUUGGUUUCUCGUUCGCGUUUCUCAAUCGUGCAUAUCUCUCUCCGAAAAUAUUUUCAAUUUGAGGAGAUCAAACUCAAAUUUCGAUCUAAUCAAUCACUGGUAGUAUAAUAUUGGUUUUGUACAAAAUGGCUAUGGCAUCAACUUCACAUGUUGAAGAAGCUGUUGUUGAAGAUCAUGAAGAAGAUGAUGGACCAUUACUUAUUUCAAAACUUGAAGGCCAAGGAAUUACUAGUGGAGAUAUUAAAAAGCUUCAAGAAGCUGGAUAUCACACAAUAGAAUCUAUUGCUUUUGCGACAAAAAAACAUCUCAUUACCAUUAAAGGCAUAAGUGAAGCAAAAGCUGAUAAAAUAUUGGCUGAAGCAUCAAAAAUGGUCCCUCUUGGUUUUACUUCUGCUACAAUAUUUCAUCUAAAGAGAUCUGAAAUUAUUCAAUUAACUACCGGUUCAAAAGAAUUAGACCGUUUAUUAGGGGGAGGCAUUGAAACUGGUUCAAUCACAGAAAUAUUUGGGGAGUUUAGAACUGGUAAAACACAACUGUGCCAUACUUUGGCUGUAACUUGUCAGCUUCCUAUUGGUCAAAAUGGAGGAGAAGGAAAAUGCCUCUAUAUUGACACUGAAGGUACAUUCCGGCCUGAACGAUUGCUUUCAGUAGCUGAAAGAUAUCAGUUGGUAGGAAGUGAUGUACUUGAUAAUAUUGCUUGUGCCAGAGCAUAUAACACAGAUCACCAAACACAACUAUUAUUGCAAGCUGGCGCUAUGAUGGCUGAAUCUAGUUAUGAUUACAGCCCGAGUGGUUCUAUCUUGCCUAAAAUGGUUUUUGCCAUGUUGUACGUUUGUAAGAUGGAGCUAACACAUUUUGGGGUUGCCGUAGUAAUAACCAAUCAAGUAGUUGCUCAAGUGGAUGGUGCUUCUAUGUUUGCAGCAGAUCCAAAAAAACCAGUUGGUGGUAAUAUAAUGGCUCACGCAUCUACUACUAGAUUGUACUUGCGUAAAGGUAGAGGCGAAACAAGAAUUUGCAAGAUAUAUGAUUCUCCUUGUUUACCAGAGUCUGAAGCUAUGUUUGCUAUUAAUGCUGAUGGAAUUGGAGACGCAAAAGAGUAAAUAAAAUAUAAACUAACAUAAUUUUUUUUUUUUAUCUAAUUUGUUCUUAAAAAUACCAAUUUAAAAAUA
Diuraphis noxia (Russian wheat aphid) is the source of this 1596-nucleotide messenger RNA. RefSeq names its product RAD51 recombinase homolog spn-A (gene spn-A). The record is from RefSeq and is a predicted model, not a curated record. NCBI's taxonomy places the organism in Eukaryota, Metazoa, Arthropoda, Insecta, Hemiptera, Aphididae. Gene Ontology annotation, biological process: reciprocal meiotic recombination; double-strand break repair via homologous recombination; mitotic recombination. Gene Ontology annotation, cellular component: condensed nuclear chromosome. Gene Ontology annotation, molecular function: DNA strand exchange activity; ATP binding; ATP-dependent DNA damage sensor activity.